UUCCUGCUUACUGCUUGCGAGAUGGCAUCUUCAAAUGUUUCUAGUAAAACUAUCCUAUUCAAAAGGGAAAAAGAGUUUUGGUAUCGUAUUCCUUCCCUCCUCCACGUUCCAAACACAGAUACCCUUUUGGCGUUUGCUGAGAAGAGACUGGGACCCAAAGACGAAAAUGCUGAUGUGUUAAUGCUACGGAAGGGCACCUAUAAGAAGCCUUUGAAGAAUUUUGAGUGGGAAAAUGUUACAAGCGUUCAGGCUGCAAGACUGAAGGACCACAGAUCCAUGAAUCCUUGCCCUGUUUACGACAAAGAUACAAACACUAUCUUCCUCCUCUUCAUUGCUGUCUUUGGAAAUACACCCGAAAACUUGUGCCAUGCACAUAACGUUUUCUACUGGCACAUGACCCUCUUCCAUUCAGCUGUACGUAAACUAGGACAAAGCUCACUUUCUCCAGUUUCAGCAGCAGUAUUCGCUGUUGGUCAGCAUGAUGGAAAGUUGUAA
Messenger RNA from Callorhinchus milii (elephant shark), 495 nucleotides. Its product is annotated as sialidase-4-like. Gene Ontology annotation, cellular component: cytoplasm; lysosome; membrane. The coding region runs from base 22 to 495 and encodes 157 amino acids. The record is from RefSeq and is a predicted model, not a curated record. Gene Ontology annotation, biological process: ganglioside catabolic process; oligosaccharide catabolic process. Gene Ontology annotation, molecular function: exo-alpha-sialidase activity. NCBI's taxonomy places the organism in Eukaryota, Metazoa, Chordata, Chondrichthyes, Chimaeriformes, Callorhinchidae. The transcript has 4 exons.